Molecule: messenger RNA, 928 nt
Organism: Castor canadensis (American beaver)
Lineage: Eukaryota; Metazoa; Chordata; Mammalia; Rodentia; Castoridae
Source: RefSeq, a predicted model, not a curated record
AUGUGCAAGGAUCCAGAGAACAAAGUAGAGCACCCUUAUUCUGAGAAGUCCCGAACUGCUAAAAGAGAUGGGUCCACUUUCAUUUGUAACACACACAUAAUUCCUGUGAAAAACCAAGAGGGUGUGGCUAUGAUGUUCAUCAUUAAUUUUGAAUAUGUGACAGAUGAAGAAAAUGCUGCCUCCCCGGAGAGGGCAAACCCAAUAUUACCAGUCAAAACUGUAAAUCGGAAACUUUUUGGCUUCAAGUUCCCUGGUUUGAGAGUUCUCACUUACAGAAAGCAGUCCUUGCCACAGGAAGACCCUGAUGUGGUGGUUAUUGAUUCAUCCAAACACAGUGAUGAUUCAGUGGCCAUGAAGCCCUUCAAGUCUCCUACAAAAGAGAGCUGCAGCCCCUCUGAAGCAGAUGACACAAAGGCCUUGAUACAGCCCAGCAAAUGCUCUCCCCUGGUGAACAUAUCUGGACCUCUUGACCAUUCCUCUCCCAAAAGACAAUGGGACAGACUCUACCCUGACAUGCUGCAGUCAAGUUGCCAACUGACCCACUCCAGAUCAAGGGAAAGCAUCUGUAGUAUACGAAGAGCAUCUUCAGUUCACGAUAUAGAAGGAUUCGGUGUCCACCCCAAGAGCGUAUUUAGAGAUCGACAUGCCAGUGAAGGGCCUUUUAACCAUAUCAAGUCAAGCCUCCUGGGAUCCACGUCGGAUUCAAACCUCAACAAAUACAGCACCAUUAACAAGAUUCCACAGCUCACUCUGAAUUUUUCAGAUGUCAAAACUGAAAAAAAGAAUACGUCCCCUCCUUCUUCAGAUAAAACUAUUAUUGCACCCAAAGUUAAAGAUCGAACACACAAUGUGACAGAGAAAGUUACCCAGACAGUGCCACUAUGUGGCUAUGCACAAGUUAAACUUCUUGAGAAGAUACAGAAGAAAG